UACGGGUGUCCGCGGUGCUGAGUUGAUUGAAAUGGCAGGUGAAGAAAUGAAUGAAGACUAUCCUGUAGAAAUUCAUGAAUCUUUAUCAGCCUUGGAGAGCUCCCUGGGUGCUGUGGAUGACAUGUUGAAGACCAUGAUGUCUGUUUCUAGAAAUGAGUUGUUGCAGAAGUUGGACCCACUGGAGCAAGCAAAGGUGGAUUUAGUUUCUGCAUACACAUUAAAUUCAAUGUUUUGGGUUUAUUUGGCAACUCAAGGAGUUAACCCUAAGGAGCAUCCAGUGAAACAAGAAUUGGAAAGAAUCAGAGUUUACAUGAACAGAGUCAAAGAAAUUACAGACAAGAAAAAGGCUGCCAAGCUGGACAGAGGCGCUGCCUCGAGAUUUGUCAAAAACGCGCUCUGGGAACCCAAACAGAAAAACACACCAAACAUUGCUAAUAAAGGAAAAAGUAAACACUAACCUUCUGGUUCUGAUGUACAUGUUUUAAAAAAGUACAUCGUUUUUAUCAAUUUACAAAGUAGGUAGUUAUGUGGCAAUGCAAGGUUUAAAUGGAUUCCUUUUUGAAUUCAUGUAUAAAUUUACACAUUAAACUUGUGAUACUGAAUUUUUUUUUUUUUUUGCUGAGAAAGAUUACGUUGUCUUUAUUGAUUUUUCCUAUAAAGCAUCAUGAUGUUUUUAAUAUUGUAAGGUAUUCUAUAAGCAAUUGUGAAAUCCAAAUGUUCUUUGUAAACAUUUGUAGUGCUUUAAAUGAGUAAUGAUAUUAUGAAGUGUGCUGUCUGUAGACUGGAGUUAUAAGGACAUCUGUUUUUACUAAUGACGAUAAAUGCGAUAACUUAAAUACCCAUUUUGUUUUUCUGUUUAGUUAGUUCAACAUGUUUCUGUGAUUUUUGGAGUAAUUGCUUCCUUGAUAUUCAAAGUGCAAAAUUGAUAACCUUAAGGCUGUACUUUAAUUCAUCAUGUUCCAUUUAAAAUAAAAUAUUCUCAUCACCACUGAUAGGCAAUAGGGCUGUAUGUCCUGGCUGGCUUUGGCUUGAUUCCCCCCUAAUCAAGGUUGUAGCUGUGUAACUCACUCGUUUCUUGCUAUCCACAGAGAAAGUAAACAUAUUCUCUAGAUGAGGAAGGCAGGAUCCUUACCCUAGGCCAUGUGCACUUAUGACCAACUUUCUUUAUUAAAUACUGUCCCUUGGGCACAGGAGGAAUCACAUUGUAUUUAUAUUCUGACAUAUUUUUCCAGAAUACUUGUUUAUGGAAUAUUAUUAAGCCCUUUUGGUGACUGAGCCCAUAUAGCCUUGCUGCUCUCAGCCCCCAUCAUCAUGUGUAGGAAUCCCAACUAUAGCUAAGUUCUUUAAUUUUCCAGAAUAAGAGUUGUUGAAAUUGUCUGUGGUUAAUGUCUCACAACUAACUUUGAAUAUAUGAAUUUUUUUUUGAUUCAUGGUAGCAGAUUUUGAAAAGGUCUUAAGUUAUAAUGGGCUUUGUAAGGCGUGUUAAAAUUAUAGAUGCAGAAAAAUCUCUUAGCUCUGGUACCAGAUAUUUUUUGAAGUGCAAAAACAUUUAUGAACAUUUGUAGUUAUUUCACUCUUUGCCAUUUUAAUUCUCCUGAAUUUCUAGCUAGUUUUAAAGUAACUUCAUUAGAGAAAUAGUGCUUUAUUAAGAUAAUUGUAGAAUGGAUUCUUAAUGCUGUUCAUUGCAAAGAAACUUGUAUCUUGUAUUUCUUUUUUUUAAUUUCAUAAAAAAUUUUAAUGAAAAUUGUCACAUGAUUGCAGAAAAUUAUUAGCCACAUGUUUGUUUCUGAAAGUCCAGCUCUACAUCCUAUUAAACUGGAGAUCUGUAAA
Molecule: messenger RNA, 1830 nt
Organism: Phodopus roborovskii (desert hamster)
Lineage: Eukaryota; Metazoa; Chordata; Mammalia; Rodentia; Cricetidae
Gene: C1d
Product: C1D nuclear receptor corepressor
Exons: 5
Coding region: 32-457 (141 amino acids)
Biological process (GO): regulation of gene expression; maturation of 5.8S rRNA
Cellular component (GO): nucleolus; exosome (RNase complex)
Molecular function (GO): RNA binding; DNA binding
Source: RefSeq, a predicted model, not a curated record